CCCAGCGCAGAGAGGCUCGUAAGCCGAAGCCCUCAACAGCCUCUCUGGUUUUCCUGCGAUUUGCCAUCAAAUCAUGGGAUAGUGGUGGAGUUUUUUUCCCCAUCAGGUGUUGUUGCUCGAAUUUGGAAUAUGGCUGUGAAGCUCUGUGUACACUUUUCCUCUCUCCUUCGGGGAUUACCACAGAAAUAGUGUGUGUGCAUGUGUGCAUGUGCUUCUGUGUGUACGUGUGUGUUUUCAGCACUAUGCCUAUUUCUGAUGGUGUUGAAUGGACUGGCAGAAGUGCAUCACCAUGAGAGGGAGUCACCAUCACCGAGAGUGUGGGUGUCAGCACCUGUUUAGAAAACUACUCAGCAAAUGUGGCUGCUGCUUUGUCAAAGCCAGAGCAGAGUCGUACUCUGUGGCAGGCAGUGAUGGCAGUAUCACUCCCUCAGUGGGCUCUGUGCCUCACCAGGCCUCAGGCGGCUCCAGUCCCUGCUCGCACUCCUCGUCUGGAGGCUCACGGCACCCUGUCACCACUCUGAAGAAAUGGCUUACCAAUCCCGUCCGCAAGCUGAGCUCUGAUGCCAGAAGUGGAGUGGGGAAAGGCGAGAAGCAGAUGUUUGGGUCAGAUGGGAGGCAACCAACGUUGAUCCUUUCCCACACUGAAACUCAGCAAAGGCCUAUGGAAGUGCACAAUAACUACACCAUCCUCACCUCUGGAGACACAGAGUGGAAAGAUGGCCUGUUGAAUCCAACAGCUCAUUCUCCUUUACGUCCAGCUUCUCCGAGCUACUUAUCGGACCUCCUGCAAGGCAGAGACGCACAGAGUCUAAGUCAAAGCAUCAACACUCUGCAACGGGAGGACAGCUGUACUGUAACCGAUGACUCAACCAGCCAGUGUUCUGGUACAGUGGACAGUGAAGAAGAGAGAAACAUUGCUUUAGAGAAGAGCAUAUACGUGCUAACAGAGCUGAUAGAGACUGAAAGGCUAUAUGUUGAAGAUCUUGGACUUAUAGUGCAGGGUUACAUGGCCACCAUGGGUAAUCAGGGCGUUCCUGAGGACUUGAGAGGAAAGGACAGGAUUGUGUUUGGAAAUAUCCACCAGAUCUAUGACUGGCAUAAGGAUUAUUUCCUGGGAGAGCUGGAGAAAUGUGUGGGUGAUCCAGACAGCCUGGCCCGGCUCUUCAUCAAACAUGAGCGGCGUCUUCACAUGUAUGUGGUUUACUGUCAGAACAAACCCAAGUCCGAGCACAUUGUCUCUGAAUACAUUGAGACAUACUUUGAGGAUCUCAGACAACAGCUGGGUCACAGGCUGCAGCUCAAUGACCUGCUUAUCAAACCUGUUCAGAGGAUCAUGAAGUAUCAGCUACUGCUGAAGGACUUCUUGAAGUAUUACAGUAAAGCUGGGAAGGAUGUGGAGGAGCUGCAGAGAGCAGUGGAGGUUAUGUGUUUUGUGCCAAAACGAUGUAAUGAUAUGAUGAAUGUGGGAAGGCUCCAAGGUUUUGAGGGGAAAAUCACCGCUCAGGGGAAGCUGCUCCAGCAGGAUACCUUCUCCGUCAGCGAGCAGGAAAGUGGCUUCCUGUCCAAAGCGAGGGAGAGGCGGGUCUUCCUGUUUGAGCAGCUGGUCAUCUUCAGUGAGCCAAUUGAUAAGAAAAAGGGUUUCCCUUUGCCGGGGUACAUCUUUAAAAACAGCAUCAAGGUAAGCUGCCUUGGUGUGGAGGAGCACUCUGAAGAAGAUCCAUGCUGUCUGGUCCUGACUUCCCGAGGCACUGACGGCAGUGUGACGCGCUUCAUCAUGCAGGCAUCAUCUCCGGAUAUACAGCAGGCUUGGCACAGUGAUGUGGUCCAGAUAUUAGAGACUCAGAGGAACUUCCUUAAUGCUCUUCAAUCUCCGAUAGAAUACCAACGGAGGGAAAGUAAGUCAAACAGCCUGGGCAGGAACAUGAAGUCUCCGUCUACACCAGCAUCUGGCCUGUGGCCUCACUCCUCAGCAUCCGUGGACAGGCGUCAGCAGCCCUGCUUGCUGUCUUAUAACACCUCCUUGCCCUCUAUGCAUUCAUCCCAGCACAGCCCGGCCUCGCAAACGGUGUCUAACCCUUGCGUGGUAACACUUCGUGCAGCUCACCCCUCACUUUCCUCUCCCAUGCAGCUCAGUCUGUGCUCAGAGGUGAGACGUGACUGUGGCACAUCCAAUGGCCUGGCUCCCUGCAGCUAUCACAGCCUGCAGGGUGUGCCUGCCAGUUUCCAGACGAUCACAUUUAAGGACGCUGGGACUUAUUCAGCGCAUCAACUAAAUAACUUGGAUCAGCUCAAGGAGAGCGAGCAAUAAUGCGCUGCAGUGUCACAUGAACUCAGUUUACCCUUCUGGAGCUGGAGUACCUCGACUAGGUCUGACUGCCAGGACACUUUGUUCCACUCAUGUACACAAGCUGUCCGAGUCUGCGUGUCUCUGUUUUCACAUAUUGUCUCAUAUUUCCUUUAGGCUUAUAAUGUGGGGACUAUUCUAGUGAAGUUACGUUGGUGUGACUGUAUUCAUUUGAGUGCAUCUGCAUAUACAUUACCAAUCAGCUAUAACAUUAAAAACAAGAUGAACCGAACAAUUCCGAUCAUCUCUUGCAAUGCAAAAAAAUGCUGCGAAGCCUUAGGUGCUGCCAUUCAUCUGGAUGUUACGCUGAUAUUCAGAGACCAUCUAAAUAAUGUUUCUUCCACCUUAUUAGCGAAGGCACUCCUUGAGGGCAGCAGCCUCUUCCAGCUGGACAGUGCACAAUACGCACUGCAAAAACUGGACGUAAAGCCAGAUUUGUUGACUUGGCCUCCAAACUUUACCCAUUCUGACUGAGGUUCUGCACGAAGGCACGAGAAAGCCCCGUCCACAGAAGCUCCACCCUCCAUUCCACAGAACACAAAGUUUGCCACAGACUCAGUGAACCUGCAUCCAUGCCCCCAAAGCUGGGAUGUCAAAUUCAUUUUACAUUGGGGGGGCACAUACAGCCCACUUUGAUUUCAAGUGGGUUAGGUUUAUCUACACAUUUAAUGCCUGUGAUAUCUUAAUAUAAGAAAAAAGUGCAAUUUCAAAAUUUUGUCUCAGUUUUUCUGCUUGAUUAAAAAAAAUGUUGCCAUAAGACAUGAAAUAAUUUUAUCAGGAUGACUUUGGGGUUAAAUUGUAAGAAAUAAAUGUGUAAAAUUACAUAAAAAGUUCUGGUAUCUCAUUUCCUUGACUGUCCUGUAAUUAUAAAACAGAAGAUUGUUGUUAAUUCACAUUUUUUUUAAAUUAUUUUUAUUAUUAUUAUUUUUAAUGUGGACCCAUUAUAAAACAAACAAACAAGAAAUGUUUUAAGAAUAGAUGUUAAAAAACAAAAAUGGGGGCAAACAAAAAUUCCGUUUUUUUUCUAAUUGUUAAUACUUUAAUGUAGCAUGACUUCCCAGGAGGGCGGUCCUUAUCAGCAGAAAAAGCUGUUAAAUAUACCAAAAUAGAGUUAAAAGUCGAGAAUACGCCCUCUUUCACAUUUUCCAGUAGACCAGAUUGGUGUCUGUGUCAGGAAGAUUCUGGCCCCCGGGCCUUAUGUUUGACACCCUUUCUCCAAAGAUGUCUUUUCACUAAGCAGGUUAUUUUAAUGUUUUGGCUGAUUGGUGUAAAUGCAGGCAUAUAUAUAUAUACAUGAAGUGUAUAUAUCUGUGUCACCACGGAGACUGUGCUUCACAGUGUUUAUGUAUUCAUUUCUUCCUGUUUCCUUUGAAAAUUCUUUGAUGGAUCUUUGUAUAAUGCGUAAUAUUUUCACAGGGGACCAAUUCCACUUUAUUCCCACAGAGAACUGAGAUCUUAAAUCCCUCCUCAAAUAACUGUAUCCAUGAAAUUGCCAAGUGACUGUAAAUCCCAGUUAUAGUCCAGGAUCUCAAUCCACACGAGUUACGUGUAUCCCUGCAGUCCCUGGAGAUUAGCGAAUAGCUGUGCUUUCUGUCUGGUGGCCUGUUUUAACCCUGCCAUUGUCAGUCUUAUCUGGACUAAACAUAUUUGUGGACUUACACAAAGCACGUGUCAUAACCAAGCAGAGAGAGGAAAAAGGGAACACAGAUAAAACCGAGGUGCUCAUUUGUCAUUGUCGUCUUGAAUGUAAAUAAUUUUGUGUUGGAUCAUAUCGGUGAAUCUCGUGCUGUCCUGAUACACUCGUGGAAUUAAAGAAGCUGUUCAGAUA
Pelmatolapia mariae (spotted tilapia) is the source of this 4172-nucleotide messenger RNA. RefSeq names its product Rho guanine nucleotide exchange factor (GEF) 25b (gene arhgef25b). Gene Ontology annotation, molecular function: guanyl-nucleotide exchange factor activity. NCBI's taxonomy places the organism in Eukaryota, Metazoa, Chordata, Actinopteri, Cichliformes, Cichlidae. The transcript has 16 exons. The coding region runs from base 266 to 2308 and encodes 680 amino acids. The record is from RefSeq and is a predicted model, not a curated record. Gene Ontology annotation, cellular component: plasma membrane; cytoplasm; extrinsic component of membrane. Gene Ontology annotation, biological process: axon guidance.